Synchiropus splendidus (mandarinfish) is the source of this 1908-nucleotide messenger RNA. Its product is annotated as cilia- and flagella-associated protein 161-like. Gene Ontology annotation, biological process: cilium assembly. Gene Ontology annotation, cellular component: motile cilium. Bases 76 to 1116 code for a protein of 346 amino acids. The record is from RefSeq and is a predicted model, not a curated record. The transcript is spliced from 7 exons. Lineage: Eukaryota; Metazoa; Chordata; Actinopteri; Syngnathiformes; Callionymidae.
AUAAAUCUUUCAUCCAGCGCUGAACUGCAUAAAUAAAGAAGGAAGAAGCGUCCGGACUGUGACUCUCCUGAGAGUAUGGCCGGCUUCAGAACCUACCGCACCACUGUGAAACUCGAUAACUGGUUUGAGGACCGGCUGUUGGAGGAGGAUGAAGAAAACCAACACCUGGCUAAAGUGCAGAAAGGGGAGCUCAACGCUCAGAAAGUGGACUUCAUCAAGCACCACAUGAUGAGACCGGUGCAACUCACCGUGUCGGCGGACAAAAGACUGCAUUUCGGGGACGUAGUGAUGCUGCUGAACAUCGAGGGAGAAAACCCAGUGUGCACCACGCUCAGCGUCAACGCCGAGAUGAACCCGUUGAGAAAGAUUCCCUUUGCUUCCAUCGUGGCUCCGUGUGGAGUCAGUGGUGGGAGGCGACUCCAGGCUUGCGUGCGCACUGCCUUUGUCAUCACAAGUGUGGACGGCACCCCUGAAGGAUGUCCGCUGCUCUUUGACCAGAGCUUUGCACUGAGAACAACCAGUGGGUUCGCUGGAGGACUUUACUUGACAAGUGAACCUCGAAGUUUCCACAAGAGUGCAAAGCUGUCCCGCCUCCAGGAAGUCAACUUGGAAUCCGAGUUGACCUUUGAGUCAUGGUGGAAGGUCGUAUUCUUUGACCCCGAGGAGAGAAUGGAAUUCGAAGGUCGACCCGUACCUGCCAACGUGAGGGUGGUGAUCGUGCACUGCAAGACCAACCAGGCGCUGGCUGUCCUGGGGAACUUUGUCCAGGCGUACUCGCGCUUCACAUUUCCUCAAGCUUUUCCCCAGACAUUCUCCCACUCACCGUCCUUUUUUCUUUCCAGAACCAUCUACGGCAACGAAUUCGAGGUGACCGCACACUCCUUCCUCGACUGUCACAGGACUGAACGGGACAACAACCACUGGAUUGUGUGCACCGGCGACCCAUCGGGGGAAGGACUGCUGUUCUUCAGCCGCACGCUGUCAGUCGCUGCCGGAAUGGAGACCAUCGAGCAGUGCAGGAAGGAAUUCAGCUUGAGCAACAUAAAGGAGGGUCCGGGUGAGAAUCAAGAAGCUCUGAGGGCAACACUCAAACCUACUCAAAAUGACAGGAAAUAGACCACAACCCUUUUAGAUGAGAAGGUUACAUUGGGCACUAGAGUUUUAGAGAGUAACUCUCAGUCUCAGGAUGAACCUGGGCUACUCUUGGUUCUUUCAGUGGCUGUCACUCGUGAACCAUGCCAUGACGCUUGAACUCCUCCUGACAGAAGCACAUCAUCUGCAGCGUCACAGCUGAAGCCAAUAGCAAGCGAAGCUAACUGUGGCAGUGGACUGACAAUGCUCGCAUUGUUGCAACGACGUGUUUAUCGUGACUUUCCUUUAAGCAUCAGCACAUUCGCAGUAUGGCUCAUGUGACGACUGAUUUAAUUUUCCAAACCUGCCGUGCUGAUCCCAGCACUUCCAAGGAAACAAUAAACACGCUCGGUGAAACACGUGCUGAUGAAGAGGAAUGUCAACACGGCUGACACCUGUCGUCGCCUUUUUCAUGUUUCACACUAUUGAUUUUUAAAAUUGCAUCUUCGCCUUUCAAUAAAUGAAUCAGCAAAAGGGUGGCCGGGCUGAUGGUGGCGCUGUAUUAUCACUUCAGCAGGUUUCCCACGCAAGAGGCCGAGCGCUCUAUCAUAUAUUGCCCCUCAGUGGAAGCCCUCACCUGCCAUUCAAAUGAAGCAUCAAUAGAAUAUCACGUUAGGCUUCAGUCGACAUGGACGUGGAUGAAUUUGGACCAGAUGGGAAACAUUCUUUGGAGGUUUUCAUAUCCUGUCUUGAGCAGGAAGGAAACCUGAAUGACAACCUGGGAUUGCCAGUUUAAAAAAAAAAGCGUGUGGUCACGUGUGUUUGUAGAAUAAAUAA